Molecule: messenger RNA, 4468 nt
Organism: Coturnix japonica (Japanese quail)
Lineage: Eukaryota; Metazoa; Chordata; Aves; Galliformes; Phasianidae
Product: discoidin domain-containing receptor 2-like
Biological process (GO): multicellular organism development; positive regulation of neuron projection development; protein phosphorylation
Cellular component (GO): signaling receptor complex; plasma membrane
Molecular function (GO): protein tyrosine kinase collagen receptor activity; collagen binding; ATP binding
Source: RefSeq, a predicted model, not a curated record
GAGGGAGGGAGGGAGCGGGGAGGAGUUAGUGGAGUUUGAACACAUCGUGCUGCUGGAGAGCGCCGAGGAAUGUCGGCGGGACGGGCCGGCUGCGGCCGUGGGGCACAGGACACACAUUGCGGGCACUGCCCGAGCUCGGCAGCCCACGGGCGAGCCAGAAAUGUAGAUCGCAGCUGGUGCCUGUGAAGGACUCGUGCUCAUCUGAGCCUGCUCAGCGGCUCUGACUGCUACCAUGAUCUUCUGCAUUCUGCUGCUGGCCUCCCUGCCUGCGCCAUCCGGCUCCGAAGUCAACCCUGCUACAUGCCGUUACCCUUUGGGAAUGCAUGAAGGCACGAUACGGGAUGAAGACAUCACUGCUUCCAGCCAGUGGUAUGAUUCCACAGGACCCCAGUAUGCUCGGUUACAAAGGGAAGAGGGUGAUGGAGCCUGGUGCCCAGCUGGUUUGCUGCAACCAGAAGAUGUACAGUUCCUCCAAAUUGACCUGCAUAAGCUCUUUUUCAUCACGUUGAUUGGGACUCAGGGACGACAUGCCCGUGCCACAGGCAAAGAAUUUGCCCGUGCUUAUCGAAUUGACUACAGCCGUAAUGGGGAGCGCUGGAUCUCCUGGAAGGAUCGUCAGGGCAGGAAGGUAAUACAAGGCAACAUUGAUACGUAUGAUGUGGUCUUGAAAGAUCUCCGGCCUCCCAUCAUUGCUCGCUUUGUCCGGGUCAUUCCUGUGACAGAGCUGCCCAUGACUGUCUGCAUGAGGGUGGAGCUCUAUGGCUGUGUCUGGUACGAUGGCUUGGCAUCCUAUAGCAUCCCCGAAGGAGGGACAAUAGCGGCUCCUGGCUUUCCCAUCGUUUAUCUGAAUGACUCGACCUAUGAUGGCUACCAGGAGCGCAGGCACUUGUAUGGUGGUCUGGGCCAGCUGACGGAUGGUGUGCUGGGGCUGGAUGACUUCACACAGAGCCACCAGUACCGCGUGUGGCCGGGCUAUGACUACGUGGGCUGGAAGAACGAGAGCUUCAGCACAGGCUUUGUUGAAAUGGAAUUUCAGUUUGACCGACCGCGGAACUUCACCUCCAUGAAGGUGCAUUGCAACAACAUGUUUUCCAAGGGGGUGAAGAUCUUCCAGAAGGUGGAGUGUCUGUUCAAACCACGCCUGAUUGCAGACUGGGAGCCUGAACCUGUUGGUGUGGCGACGGUCUUGGAUGACAAAAAUCCCAGUGCGAGGUUUGUGACCGUCCCCCUCAAUCAGCACGUGGGUAAAGCCAUGCUGUGCCGCUUCUACUUCGCUGACACCUGGAUGAUGAUCAGUGAGAUCUCCUUUCAGUCAGACAUGGAGAGUGUAAAUCCUAUUUUGGUUACGGCACCCACAAGCACUACAGAUGCCCUGGAAAUGGUGUACAACGUUACUGAGGGGACCUGGGAAACCACAUCUUCUGUAACGAGCACCUGGAUAGGAGAGAAGGCAGAUGACUCCAACACCUCCAUCCUCGUGGGCUGCCUUGUGGCUAUUAUUCUUCUCCUCCUGUUGAUUAUAAUCAUUAUUCUUUGGAAGCAAUAUGUUCAAAAAAGGCUGGAAAAGGCCCCACGCCGAAUCCUGGAGGAGGAUGCCACGGUUCGCCUCUCCUUCUACAGCUACACCAUCGCCAACAACCAGACCCAGAUCCACCAGUCAAAUCCCACCUAUGAACGUGCUUUUCCACUGGAUCUGGAAUAUCACCAGCCAACUACGCUGCUCCACAAGCUUCCAGAGCUAUCCCAGAGUGCAGAGGAUUCGGUGUGCAGUGGGGACUACGCUGAGCCUGACUUGACCAAGUCCACCCCUCACCAAGGCUUUCAGAACAACGUUCCUCACUAUGCUGAAACAGAUAUCGUCCACCUCCAAGGCGUGACGGGCAACAACAUGUAUGCGGUCCCAGCCCUCACUGUGGAUUCCCUUACCAAGAAGGACAUCUCUGUAGGUGAAUUCCCACGGCAGCAGCUGCGACUCAAGGAGAAGCUGGGAGAAGGACAGUUUGGAGAGGUGCACCUUUGUGAAGCUGAUGGCCUGCUGGAGUUCCUGGGGGUCCCUUCCACAGAAUUCACUCACCAGCCAGUUCUUGUAGCAGUGAAGAUGCUGAGAUCAGAUGUCAACAAAACAGCCAGAAAUGAUUUCCUGAAAGAGAUCAAGAUUAUGUCGCGGCUGAAGAACCCAAAUAUCAUCCGGCUCCUGGGGGUGUGUGUGCACGAUGACCCGCUGUGCAUGAUUACAGAAUACAUGGAGAACGGAGACCUCAAUCAGUUCCUGUCACAGAGGGAGAUCUACAGCAAAUUUGCAAUUUCAAACAACAUUCCCUGUGUCAGCUACUCUAACCUGCUCUACAUGGCCACCCAGAUUGCCUCUGGGAUGAAGUAUUUAGCAUCGCUGAACUUUGUGCACAGAGAUCUGGCAACUCGGAAUUGCCUGGUGGGCAACAACUACACCAUCAAGAUUGCAGACUUCGGCAUGAGCAGGAAUCUGUACAGCGGGGAUUACUACCGCAUCCAGGGCCGGGCAGUGCUGCCCAUCCGCUGGAUGGCCUGGGAAAGCAUCCUCCUGGGCAAGUUCACCACAGCCAGCGAUGUCUGGGCCUUUGGGGUCACCCUCUGGGAGAUGUUCAUACUGUGCAAGGAGCAGCCUUACAGCCUCCUCUCAGAUGAGCAAGUCAUUGAGAACACAGGGGAGUUCUUCCGGAGCCAGGGCAGGCAGCUGUCACGAUGCUUAGAAAGCCUCAUGGGUUGCCUACGAUCUAUCUGUCCCAGACUCCUCUGUGUCCUAACCCUGUGUUUGACCUGAUGCUGAAAUGUUGGAGCAGGGACAUAAAAGAUCGUCCCACUUUUGACAUGAUUUACCACUUCCUGCUGGAACAAAUGGAAUCAAACAUUUGACUGCAGUAAAAGAGAGACAGACUGUUGGGAACAGUGACUGCGUGUCCCUAUGGGGGCAGUCGGGGCACCUCGCUCUGCUCCCUUGACUGUGCUGUACUUCAAUGGAGACGUCCAUGGCAGCUGCUGGUUCUAUUGGCCAUGGGCUGACACGCGCAGGACCAGAGGAUCUCGUUUGGUUGAAAAAUCAUCUCCUCUUCUGAAUCAUUACCUGGGAAUACUGUGAGGGGUUCAAUCGACACCCGUCCGCCUUAGGGAAUAAACGAUGGAGACGUGGAGCUCUCCUGGUUGGAAUGGAAGCUGCUGGAGAGCCGCGAUCCAAGGACAGAUUGGAGAAGUAAAGACUUGAGUCUUCUCAUACAAUUCCAUUCAAUCAGAUGGAAGUCUCGUGCACGUUAGCGAGUGUUUCUUUGGCUCUUGCUGCAGACAAUGUGUGUAGUGAGAAACUGUGGCUGGCAGAGCUAGGAAACGUUUAGGGACCCGAGGACUGACAGAGCUGGAUUAGCAACCCUUUGGGCCUGCAGAGGAUGCUGAUGGAGCAGUCCAGGAGCUUGGUCUUUUUCCUGUGGUUGUUAAGCACUGCUUUUGUUACAGAUGUGCCUUGUUGGUUUUGGUGUUUUUUUUCCCCACACUGGAUUUUUUUUUUCUAGAAAAAACUUAAAGAAAUGAAUGUUAAAGGUCGUGGGAAGGUCUCUGCGAUCUCCUGACCUGCAGAUUACGGUUAGGGUAGGGAGUUCGUAUUGAAAAGUAGCUGAUACUGUACUACUGUCACUAUGUAGAUUCAUUAGCCUAAUGAACUUGUAGCCACAAUGGACUGAUGUGCAAUUAAUCCUGUAUAAGUACCCAUUAAUAUGAGAUCUCUAAGUCGACGCUGUUACACGUGCAGAGGGAACUUAGAUGUGGUGAAACCCAAUGGCUGAGAGCAGAACCCGCUGCGUCACAGCUCAAGGGGGAGGAACCAUGGGGUCAGUGCCGGCAGCAGGAAGGUGCCCUGCAGCCCAUGGGAUGGAGCUCUGUCAUGCUUAGGCUGAGCUCCCUUUGCUUUGGCUGCUCCCUGCGCAGCACACAGCAGCUUCUCAUCAAACCGGGGUUGGUUUUCAGCUGUUUCUCCCUCUGCAGUUGUUUAGCCAGAUCUUAAGGACCAAUUGGAGUGUUUUGUAAACUGGGAGAAGGUGGAAGUUCAGCACUUUGUAAAGCAGCAUCCAACCUCUAUUUCCAGUAAAGGCUGUGAGGGUAAUUCCCACCUUGGCCAGAUUUGGUGUGUGCUGCAGCACCCUCAGUGCUGGCAGUGCUGCAGGGGGAUGACAGAGCAGCUCUGCUAAGAGGAUGGCUGCAGCUGCUGGACUGAAAGGGAAACCACUGGGAGCUGCCAUUGCUGUGCUGUGCUGCUGGCAGGGCACACGUUGUGCUUAUCCUGCAGUGUUCCCAUCCCAAAUAUGCACAGCUGUGUCUGUGGUUCUGAGGUUCUGGAAUGCUGUUCCACCACCUGGGCUGUGUCCUUCUGUAACAUCGGUUCCUCCGCUGACGCACUGACAUACGGAGUUUCUCUCGUAUCAAUAAAUCCUAAUGAUAACCUUGA